AUGCCACUUUAUUCCAAGUUCAUGAAGGACAUCCUCACCAAGAAGGGGAAGUAUAUUGACAAUGAAAACAUUAUGGUGGGAGGCAAUUGCAAUGCAAUGAUACAGAGGAAACUACCCAAGAAAUUCAAAGACCCCAGAAGUGUAACUAUCCCUUGCACCAUAGGGAAAGAGGCGAUAGACAAGGCCCUCAUUGACUUAGGAGCAAGUAUCAAUCUGAUGUCCCUAUCAAUGUGCAAGAGAAUUGGUGAUCUGAAGAUAGACCCUAUCAGGAUGACGCUUCAGCUAGCAGACCGUUCAAUCGCAAGACCAUAUGGGAUGGUAGAAGAUGUCCUAGUCAAAGUCUGCCACUUCACUUUUCCAAUGGACUUUGUCAUUAUGGAUAUCAAAAAAGACACAGAGAUUCCUCUUAUCUUAGGCAGACCCUUCAUGCUGACUGCCAAUUGGUGGUGGAUAUGGGGAAUGGAAAUCUAG
Molecule: messenger RNA, 471 nt
Organism: Glycine soja
Lineage: Eukaryota; Viridiplantae; Streptophyta; Magnoliopsida; Fabales; Fabaceae
Exons: 1
Coding region: 1-471 (156 amino acids)
Source: RefSeq, a predicted model, not a curated record